This is a messenger RNA of Rhododendron vialii, 2084 nucleotides long. RefSeq names its product cytochrome P450 CYP749A22-like. The transcript is spliced from 5 exons. Bases 470 to 2011 code for a protein of 513 amino acids. Gene Ontology annotation, molecular function: iron ion binding; monooxygenase activity; heme binding. The record is from RefSeq and is a predicted model, not a curated record. Lineage: Eukaryota; Viridiplantae; Streptophyta; Magnoliopsida; Ericales; Ericaceae.
CAAGGGCUGCUGAAAGUGAGUGGAGGGAACCACAAGGCCCAAGGGCCUCCCAAGUCAACAUCAUUUUCAUCUCACAUCUCUCUCGGUCACUAGGGUGGACAGCCAACUGCAUUUCCUGGGGUGGGAUUAUAGAACAGGGUUGAGAUUAACUGGCCUAUAAAUCAGAGCUUUAGGCUCUUGUAUUUGGUAUCAUUAACCAAAGAGACACAAGAGACACUGUGAGGCUGAGUGAGAUAGAGAUUGCUAUCCUCCAUACAUAAAUCAGAAUCCGCUGCCCCUCCGUAGAGUACCUGAUUUUGGGAAACCACGUAUAUCAGCAUGUUGUAUGAUUGUAUGUUUGUGGGUUUAGAUCCUAAUCGGCGUACCACCAUUCAGUACAAUGCAAAGAAAGAUUAAUUAACACCACAAACCUUAACCACAUAAACUAAUAAUUCAACUGCUUCUUAAAGUUCUGUGACUUGAGGUUGAUAUGGGUGUCCUGGAAACAAUAACAAUCCUUCUUUCAUGCUCUCUUUGCUUGUACCUUCUGUUUUUUCUCAUCAGGUUCCUUCAAAGAAUAUGGUGGACUCCAAUUCGCAUUCAACGCGUGAUGAAUUCACAGGGAAUCAAAGGCCCUUCUUACAGACUCAUCCAUGGAAAUAUGAAAGAGAUCCUCAAUAUGAAAACAGCAACCAUGAGCAAACCGAUGGGUUUAUCGCACAACAUAUUCCCCAGACUCGACCCUCAUCAACAAUCUUGGCUCAACAUAUAUGGGAAGAAUUUCCUUAUGUGGCAUGGUCCCCAAGCUCAGUUAGUUAUUACAGAAUUAGAGUAUGUCAAGGAAGUACUUAAUGACAAGGAAAAUAUUUACGUGAAAGGAGGUAUUGAAGGCUUCUUAAAGAAGCUGUUAGGAGACGGGCUUCCGACAUCCAAAGGUGAAAAAUGGGCAAAGCAAAGGAAACUGGCCAACCACGCUUUCUAUGCUGAGAGCCUAAAAAAUAUGGUUCCGGCAAUGAUUGAGAGUGUUGAGAUGAUGCUAGAAAGGUGGAAACAUCAUGAAGGCAAAGAGAUUGAGGUGUUUGAAGAAUUCAGGGUACUAACAUCAGAAGUCAUUUCGAGGACAGCUUUUGGCAGUAGUUAUUUAGAAGGGGAAGUUAUAUUUGAGAUGUUGAUCAAGAUGGUUUCCUUAUUUUCCAGAAAUAUGCUCAAAAUCAGGCUUCCUGGCCUCAGCCUAUUCUGGAAGAGUAGCGAUGAUAUAGAAUCAAAUAAACUUGAACGCGAAAUACGAGAUUCUAUUACAAGGAUUAUAAGGAAAAGAGAAAACGUUUUAAAAGAAGAGGGAAACUUUGGGACUGAUCUGCUUGGUCUACUUGUGGAGGCUUAUAAUGAUGAGGAUGGGAAGAAUAGGCUUACACUGGAAGAAGUGGUUGAUAAUUGUAAGGCCUUCUACAUUGCCGGACACGAAACGACCACCUCCUUGCUUUCGUGGACCAUUCUUCUUCUAGCAAUUGAUACGGAUUGGCAAGACAAAGUACGAAAGGAGGUGCUCGAGUUAUUUGGAGACCAGAAUCCAAAUGCAGAAGGCAUUGCUAGAAUGAAAAAGAUGACAAUGGUCAUCAAUGAGACCCUAAGGCUAUACGCUCCUGCCACCGGACUUACGAGAAAAGUAGAAUGGGAAAGCAAAUUGGGAAGGCUUGUCCUUCCAGCCAAUUUAACCCUGGUGAUUCCUACGAUGUCUCUUCAUAUUGAUCCACUUAUUUGGGGAGAAGAUGCGCAUCUCUUCAAUCCAGAAAGAUUUUCAGGAGGAGUGGCUAAAGCUACCAACAACAACCCGGCAGUGUACCUACCCUUUGGUUUGGGACCACGCAGUUAUGUAGGUCUGAACUUUGCAAUCAACGAAGCAAAAAUCGCUCUCUCGAUGAUUCUACAACGCUAUGCGUUCACUCUGUCCCCAACCUAUAUUCAUUCGCCAAUUUUGCAUUUCACACUUCGGCCAGAACAUGGGAUUCAAGUGGUGCUUCACCCUCUCUAGUAUGUAUCAAGGUGUGCACUGGGUGCAAAACAGUCUUAAAAUAUCAAGCAAAUAAAUGUGUUGUUUGUCACUG